Messenger RNA from Venturia canescens, 6528 nucleotides. RefSeq names its product legless (gene lgs). The record is from RefSeq and is a predicted model, not a curated record. The transcript is spliced from 8 exons. Gene Ontology annotation, molecular function: chromatin binding. The coding region runs from base 936 to 4802 and encodes 1288 amino acids. Gene Ontology annotation, cellular component: Scc2-Scc4 cohesin loading complex. NCBI's taxonomy places the organism in Eukaryota, Metazoa, Arthropoda, Insecta, Hymenoptera, Ichneumonidae. Gene Ontology annotation, biological process: replication-born double-strand break repair via sister chromatid exchange; establishment of protein localization to chromatin; regulation of gene expression.
CUUACUUUUCUCUCUCUUUCGUUCCCCCUUAUCGCUUGCCCCUUCCCCCGACAAUAUCCAGCGCCGCGGCGCUUCAACUUUCGACUGGCAGUUGGCAGCCGUGCGUAAAAGAAAUAAAUAAUCAAAGCGCGACCAUGAAGUGACAAAUAAAGUUGGUGGAAAACGUAGUGAAAGAAAGAAAGAAAGAGAGAAAGCACAAGAAGUAUAUAAUAAUGCUCGACAUAGCGACAGGGAGGAUCGAGAUUUUUUUUCAAGUGUAAAUGAUUUUACCGACGUGUAAUUAACGUUGCAAACUUGGCAAAAGACAAGCACGCACACGCACUCAUCUACAGACACGCACACACGCACGUAUAUACGUAGAGCCGGAUUCGAGCGAUGCGUAUGUUUUGGGAUAAUCGGAGGGGUUUGAUGGGCACCAACGUGAGCAACUAUCUGUGAGGGAAAACGUGGUCUCUCUCGGCAAUUAUAUUUUAUGUACCGAGAGAGAAAGAAAGAGUGAACAAAAAAAGAGCGAAGAAGAGCGUGAGUGGAAGAAAGAGGGAGAGAUAGUGACGCGGGUCGAGCGCGAGUUUAUCCCUCUCUUUCUCGAUAUCCUUGCCGUGUGCGCGCUUGCUGUGUUGUGUGGUUAGGGGGGUAGGAUUUUUUAUUUUUUUUUUCAACCAAGUGUGCGCGUCAAGUGUGUGCGUGUGACUCCGUAAAGUACGUGAACGGGGUAUGCCACACUAUGAAGUUGCGACGUUGCUGUGGGUGACAUUUGUAUUUUUGUGUUCCAAAAGUGUUCGAAAAUUGAGCGGACGAUUAGAUGGAGUUCGAAAUGAACAGUGCACCACAGGGACGUAAAAAAAUUUGAAUUGCUCGGAAAUUAUAGAAGGACUACACGCGAAGGGGAGGGAAAACGCGGAGGGAAUGCGAAAAUUCGGUGAUAGUCAGCUAACAUGAAAACAGAGAAGAAGAACAACGAACCAAGCUGCAUGACAAGCGCGGUUAUAAAGGAAGAGCCGGAUUCCGAAACGGUCAAGAUCAAAGAGGAAAGCGGCGGAUUAAAGAACGAGGAUGCUAGCGGCGAAGAGAACGUCGAUUGUCCAAGGGAUACCACUCUGGAUCCUAGUAACGGCGAGGCUAACAUGCCUACCGAUAGCCAAAACGGACCUCCUAAUCAGUCUAUAUUGAAUAACGUUAAACAGGAGAACGAGCAUAACAAUCCAUCCGACGAGUUACCAGCCGGUAUGAAAAAAAGACUUGAAAGAAGCAAAAAAAAUGGUAUACAACCUUUGGUGAGCAACGUGCUCGGUAAACAAAUGGGAAGCGGAGCAGGAGGCGGGGAGGCCCAGUACAUGCAACAGCAGAGUCAGAUAUUUGUAUUCUCAACAACUCUGGCAAACAAGGGAGCUGAUGCUGUAUUGCAGGGUCAAUAUCCGUCAAUAAUUGCCUAUCACUGCGCUCAACCAGCCACCAAGAAAUAUCUUGAUAAACAUCCAAACAAAGUGAACCAGUUUCGUCAUAAUCCAGCUCAAUGGCUCAACAGUCUGGCAAUGAUGAAACAAAAAGGUCAUCAAAGUAGCGGUGGCCCGAACAGCGGUUUCCCAACAGAACAACCCCCAGAUUUACCCGCCCUUGAUCCAAAUGCACCCUCAUUCUGGAACGAUCAGACGAACAUACGGAAUAUAAACGGCGGUAACUCACUCGGUAAUGCCGAAUCAUCGUUGGACGAUACAAAUAUAGACGUGCCUUGCCUCGUGCCGAAUUCCCCGAGUAAUUCUGCAAAUCCACAACCACCCACAAAUCCUGUAAUGGGUCACAGUCCAAAUCUUUUGGGUGGCACAACGAGUCCCGGUCCUGGUGGCCUACAGCCGUCUCUCCAAGGCGUCAAAGUACCCGAUGAGAAUCUCACGCCCCAACAGAGACAGCAUCGAGAAAGCCAGCUCGCUACGAUAAGGAAAAUGCAAAUGAUUUUCUUUCCGGAGCACAAGGAUGACUCGAGCGGCCCAAUGGAUCCCUCCCAGGGUACACCACCGUCUUCCGGACAAUCGACGAACGUACCGCCCGUCAGCGGUCCCGUCCAGUGUCCCACAUCCAUGGAUUGGCACAAAUUGCAGAAUCAAUUUCUCGAUGGAAAAAAUAAGGUUGGCGUCGGUAGUCCCGGUUCCGUACCUUUACGAGGUUCCGGUAUGGUAGGUAUGCCCAGAAGUCAAGGUCCCCCACCACCCUAUCAUCAAACAACGAGAUCAGCGAGUGUACCAAUUGCGAUACAAAGUCCAAAUCCAUCAUCACCGAACAAUCCAACGAGCAAUUUAUCCCUGCCAUCGCCCAGGGCAAGUUCGGCUUUAAAUUCACCUGCGGAUUGUAAUCGACAGUUUCAAUUGAGCAACCAACAGAGAACCGGUCACAUGCCAGGUCAGAGUCCCACUAGUCAGGAUUCGCCUAAUCCGGCAGUUGGCACAACGUCGGGACCGACAGCGCCGCGACUUAAUCACAGUAAUCCUGGUACGCCUGUCUCACAAUCACAUCUAACGUCACUCAGUCCGAGUAACACAACACCACAGAAGGAGAAUCCUCUCGAUUUUCCAACGAAUCAGCCACCAAAUGUGGACGGUAUGUUUUGCCGAACGCUGCAAUCUCUAGCUCAACAGAAACAACAGCAUGCCGGUGUAAACGCGACGGGGGUCAAAGAAGCGAACCUUAUGCCCGUACCGAGUCCCCAGCAAAUCCAGUAUCUCAAUACUUUCGAAGGGCAAGAGUUAACAAUACAGAAGCAGCCUAAUACUAGUCUCAAAGACGGCAUUCCAUCGACAAACAACACCGGUAAUAAUCCGGAUAUAAGUGGUCGUAUACUGCCGGGAAAUAUGGACGGAAACAAUGGUCAAUUUCCGGGUCGUACGGACGUGGCGAGUCCGUCGAUGGACAGCAUGAAUCGGGGUUUUGGUGCUUCGAUGCACAGUCCGCACACGCCACAUACGCCGCAUACGCCGGGUAACGUAACGCCACAAACGCCGAUAGACGGUGGCAAGACAAACGCGAAUAGUGGAAAAACGUCAGCGAGUGCGCAGAGUAGUCCGGCUCCAUUGAAUGCGAACAUGAGCGGCGACAGCAUGGGACCACCGAGAACGGUGCCGGCUUCGCCGAACACAAAAUCCGAAACGUCUCCGCCCUCUUGCAAGGAAAUGCAGCAGCAGCAACAACAACAGCAGCCGCAACAACAACAGCAACAGCAGCAACAACAACAGCAGCAGCAGCAGCAGCAGCAGCAACAACAGCAGCAACAACAGCAGCAGCAACAGCAGCAACAACAACAGCAACAACAGCAACAACAACAACAGCAGCAGCAGCAGCAGCAACAGCAACAACAACAGCACGUGCAAAACCAUCCACAAAAUCAACAAGGUCCGGGACUGAAUCCGAACAAUCCUGGUGGAAACAACGUUGGCCCACAAAUGGGAGGUCAACAGGUGCCAUUUCCAUGCAGUAGAGGAUCCUCGAAUGUGAAUCAAGGCUCCGACAAUGUACCCUUGAAUCCAAAUAAUCUUGGUGGUCGUUUGGGGCCGAUGGGCCCGAUGGCCUCGAAUCACUUUGAUCCGAUUACUUCGUUAGCUCAAAUGUCGCAACAAUUGACGAAUACGGCAGCGAGCAACGCCCUUGGUAACGACGGACCGAUGCACGCAGCCGGUGGAAACGGUGGAAUGAUGCCGUUCGGUAAUCCUCACGGUAUGCACAUGAUGCAAAUGCCCAGCGGAGAAAUGAACGGAGGCUGUCAUAUGGGUGGUGGUGUUAACGAGAGCGGUGACAUGAGCGGCAUGUGCAUGGGGCUUGGCGGUCCACCGACGAGUUACAGCCCAACAACCUCCCACACCGCUAGUCCCGUCGGGUCCGGACCUAAUAAAAUAGUUCACGCCAUGAUGGGACACGGCAUCAUGUCUCACAAUGGACCACCCUCCGGGUACCCUGGCGGCGAUCCCCACGGUCCUCCACCCAGACUCAUGGGUGGACACGUCCAAGGACCCAAUCCUUACAACGGUGCCAACAUUCAAGUUAAACCUAGCGCCCCGAACACGAUACAGUACUUACCCGCGAGGCCGAACGUCGGACACGCGCCUCGCGGACCACCCAGCCUCGACUUUCUUCAACGUUUCACCAACCCCAUGUCCAACAUGGACCCUAAAAUGUCCUCGCCCUCCGUAAAUCUACAAUACUUUCCAAACGGUUGUGUUCCCAAUAACAUGGGACCACACUCUGGCAUGCCCGCUAACAUGGCCGCCGCUGGGCUUCCCAAUAUCGUCGGAUCCCCCAGAAUGGAUGGACAACAACAGCAACAGCAACAACAACAGUCCAUGGUCAACGCCGGGAUGCAUCCCUCCAUGAGACCUGGCGGCAACAUGAGGCAACCACCGAACAUGAUGCGAAUGCAACACAUGGUCGGUGGUGGCGUUUUCCCCGGGAGCCCUAUGGAUCCUGACAAAGUCUUCCCCCCCGAUAUGGUACAACAACAAGUCAACAAUCAAACUAAUCCUGGGAUGUAUGUUCCCGGGAGCAAAGCAAGCCCCAUGGGACUCGGACCACCCCCUGAUGCCUCCCAACCUCUACCGCCUACAAUGGGCGGUGGACCACCCGGUCCUGGCAAUAAUUUCAAAAACAGCCCCUUCGUUGGCGGCGGACCGAGCAUCGCUGAUCCUAAUUAUGCUCAACAAUUUCAUAACUUUCAACAACAGCUUUACGCAACUGGUACCAGAGGCAGCGGACCGCCUCAUGGCAACCUUCAUCCACCACCGAACUCACACGCUCAUCAACAGUUCUUUAUGCCCAAAUAGACACGAACUAUAUUCACGCUCAGCGAGAGCUGUCAUCGAAGUUGUGAGAGCCUCGGUAAUCGCGAUUCCGAGAUCUUUGUCCCGGGCGCGCUCUAUGGUUUUGUGCGUUUAUCUGUGCGACGAGCCUGUUUGUACUAUACCACUGAGAAAAGAUUUUCUUUCAUGCCUUUCUUCGGUACAACGAAAACUAAUGGUUUUCCAUUUUUUAUUAUUGUAUUGUUAAAAUUUAGCUGAGGCACGUCCAAUUCCUAAACAGAUAUCUCGAAGUUCCGUUUCUCCUUUUUGUUCGUUCAACGCUCAUACGAAUUUUCAGCUUUGAUGGAAUGUUGCUCCAAGUACCAGAGAUACAUAUGAAUUGUUCGUAAAUCGUAAUCGGCUUCUCGCGACGAUUUGAGAAUUACUAGCUGUUUCUAGUAACUCUCAAAAUAUUUAUUUCGUGAUAUCGAAGGGCAUGUUUUUCGUUGAUUUUUAAUUCUUUUCUCAGUGUUCCUCGAGUUCUCUGAUCAAAUUCGAUCGAUGGUGAUGUCAUUCGUUGCUCGGAAUCAAUACUUUUCUGUUCCGAAAAGAAAAGAAAAAAAAUAAAAUAACAGGAGUCUUCUUUUUUCGCGACAAAUUUCGGCAUGUUCCUUCGAUUAUCUCGAGAUAUCGUUCGGUUCUUCCUUAAGCAGACGUGCAAGCGGAGAUUGUCUCCCGAAUUAGCAUAGCCCGAAGUGAACACGAAAAAAAAGGCGAAUUCGAGAAAUCCGGCGAAGCUUUCAGCGAUUAUUCGCCUCGCUUUCUUUCUCUCUCUCUCGCUCUCCUCGGCUCUUCUUCUCUCAGAGAGCGUUCUGUAAAUUCCGUGAGGUUCCACGAUGACCCAUGAAAAUGUCUGCCAAAGUGAUGCUGUAAAUACUCGUAUAAAAUCUGGCUUUUCAUUUCGUAGCGAAUCGUUCGGUUAUUUCGAUGUUGUUCUUUUUCUUUAUUUUUAUUUUUAUUUUUUUUUCCAUUAUCCUCAUCGUUUGUUGAAAUAUUUCCAGAGGUUUCGAGGGGAACGAAAAAUAAAUUGAAAAUAAAAACUCGAACUCGUUCGUGGAGAAUCGCGUCGGGUGCUUUGUUGUUCGCCAGACAUUGAGAGAGGGUAAGAGAAACGGAGGAAGAGGGAGAACGAGAAAGAGAGAGAGAGAGAGAGAGAGAUAGGUGAGGGGAGGUGGUCGAGAAAAAAGAGAAAUUGAGAGCAUCGUGCGCUGAAAAUUGUUACGGCGAAAAAAAUCUCGAACGAAUGUUAUUCGUGUAAAAGAAAAAAGGCCGUUGCCGCAUUGGUCAGGCCGAUUCAUCCUUCCUUUAUCAUUAAAAAGUAAAAAUGAAAAUACUGAAUGCAGUCAAGCAAGCUCAAAUUCAUAACUGUACAUAUAUACGAUAUAUAUAAAUAUAUAUAUAUAUAUAAAUAUAUAUAACAUACAUAUUACACAUACUUACAUAAACACUUACAAGUACACUUACAUACAUACACAUUGACACGAAACGCCUGAUGCAACAUAAUUCUCCUUAUAUUAUCCUCCUUUCCUGAAAUCCUCCUUCGUGACCAACUUUGUGCAUAAUCAUGACCUCACCUAGCGCAUAAUGGUAUAAGUAAACAAAAAACAAGAAAAAAAAAACAAGAAAAAAAUAAUUGACUAAGAACAAUUAUGUUGUUGACGAAUGAUUUUUAUUAUAAAUGAAAAAUAAAAUAAAGAUAUUUACAAGAAAA